AAUCCUAGUCAUGUCUCUACCGGUUUGUCGCAAUCCUCGUGGCCCACUUGUUUUUUUGGGCCUGCGCCACGAACGUCUCGACGAACUAUCUGUGGUGGGGCAAAGCGUCGCACUUGGCGGUCAUCCCUCAUCCUCAAGACAAGACGAACCCCCAGUCGCCCGCCUUUUCGUCGUGUCUGAUAACCUCACUCACUCAACUACGAACCUCCCAAAUUUCCGUCCUUGGCAUAGAGUGUUGCCCUGAUCAACACCUCGCCAUAGAUCCCUCGGGUUCGCCAUUUCCGACGCUUUUCCAACCAACAAGCCGCCCAUACCGCUGAUCUGUUCUCACUCCGAGAUCGCAUCGAGCCGGCCCUCGACAUGGAUCGUUCUAUCCCGUAAAAACCGCGCGUUGUGACCAGAUGAUACUCUCGCAGAACCCACGAUAAGCUCGAUCCCGUCGCCUACAUUCGACAACGUAUCGCAUUUCGCCAUGGCUCGGUUAUCUGUCGUGGCUGGCCUCUUCGGCCUUCUUACUCUUCAAACCGCGCUCGCGGCUCCCUCCAACGACGACACAAGGCAAUACUGUCCCAUCCUCUAUGCCGAACCCCCCAGGAACUGCAAGCCUCUCCCCGAGUCCUUCCUGGGAUUCUCUUCCAAGUCACCAGCGCCUCCUCCCGUGGAUUCCGUCGUUCUCGAGUAUGCCGUCGAAGCCCUGGCUGUCUUGCAAGAUCAGUAUUUCCACCCAGAUUAUGCGACUUGGCCAUCUGCCAUAGACUGGACGGCCGCUGUUGCAGGCACUGUAAUUGCUGGCACGCUAACUACAUUGUCCAAGUCUUUGGCUACCAUCCAGCUCGACGGCGUGGAUGACUGGAAGGCCAAGGAAAACCUCAUCUCAUCCUACUAUGCACAGUUGGUUGGGUCAUACUACGGGCAGGAUGUCCUAUCUAUCAGAGGACAGGCCUAUGACGAUAUUCUUUGGGUGGCCCUCGGCUGGAUUGAGGCCAUCAACUUUGUGAGGACUCACGCUGAACUGCACUACCCAAGGUCCGGACCCCAUGAGGUUGUUCCAGGCAGCGGACUCAAAAAUAUCAUGGACUCGAUACCGUGGCAUGGCCAUAAUUGGCUGUCGUCCUUCGCUCACCGCUCACGAAUCUUCUGGAACCUGGGGGCUCGAGGCUGGGAAACAAAAUUCUGCAAGGGGGGUAUGGUUUGGAACCCUCGCCUCAACCCAUACAAGAAUGCCAUUACCAACGAACUCUGGAUUUCUACAUCCAUCUCCAUGUAUCGCCACUUUCCUGGCGAUAACUUUACAGCACCGUGGCUUGCCACGGCCGGGUUCCCCACCAACGACCCUGCACACCUACAGGCCGCCAUGGACGGAUACAAAUGGUUGAUGGACGUCAACAUGACCAAUCAUCACGGCCUGUUUGUGGAUGGCUAUCACAUCGAUGGAAGGAGGCCUGGCAACACAGAGUGUGACCUUCGUGACGAGAUGGUGUACACGUACAACCAAGGUGUCUUGCUCACGGGUCAGCGGGGGCUUUGGACUGUCAGCGGGGGUGCAUCGUUUCUGGAGGAAGGACAUGUGCUGAUCCAGUCCGUCAUUGAAGCCACUGGGUGGAGUCUUAAGGAGAAUAAGGCCAGAGAUGAUCCGGAGUCGGUUCCAUCUGGUCGAUUACCACCCUGGAGAGGACUCGGCCGCGGAGGAAUUCUCGAAGAACAGUGCGAUGCAAGCGGUACCUGUUCGCAGGACGGACAAACCUUCAAGGGCGUCUUCUUCCAUCACCUCACCUCUUUUUGCACGCCUCUUGACCCUCUCCAGGUUGCAAAGGGUAUGAAGUUGGAUAAACGAGGUUAUCGGCGAGUCAAGACUGCUCAUAUCACUGCCUGCAGCACCUACGUAAGCUGGAUCAAGCAUAACGCCCUCGCAGCUCUAGGCACUCGCGACGACAUGGGGCGCUUCGGCAUGUGGUGGGGCGCCGGGAUAUUUGAUGCGGUCGUCACACUUGACAACGAUGGAAUCAACCACGAUGCGGAGAACACGACCGAUUAUCGCAACCAGGGAACGCCGGAGGACGAGACGUGGGGAGGCCUCCAUCGAUGGCUACCCGGAACAGGCCGGUGGAGCGUGGUAGAUCCGGGGACAGGUCAGAAAGUACUCGGUGGCAUGAAGGAGGCUCAAGGGUUAAGAGAUGGGUAUGCGUCCGGGGAAACGAGGCAGAGCAAACGGAGCCUUCAGGAUCCAAAUGAGCGGGGGCGGGGACGAACGGUAGAGACACAAAUUGGCGGUCUCGCAUUGCUGAGAGCAUAUUGGGAGCUUUCUCAAACCUGACGAUGGCACGGAGUUUCACGAAAAUACAUAGCCAUGAUAUCAAGCCACUAGAUUACGCGCGUAACAUAGACGAUCUUUCAGAUAGACGGGCAAGACGCCCUCAAUACACAACAUAUGUUUCAA
Ilyonectria robusta is the source of this 2437-nucleotide messenger RNA. Its product is annotated as glycosyl hydrolase family 76-domain-containing protein. The record is from RefSeq and is a predicted model, not a curated record. Bases 473 to 2314 code for a protein of 613 amino acids. NCBI's taxonomy places the organism in Eukaryota, Fungi, Ascomycota, Sordariomycetes, Hypocreales, Nectriaceae. Gene Ontology annotation, biological process: carbohydrate metabolic process. The transcript is spliced from 2 exons.